AUGGGGCAGUCAAUGGGGAAGAUGAGGUCAAUGGGGCAGAUGAGGUCAAUGGGGCAGAUGAGGUCAAUGGGGCAGAUGAGGUCAAUUGUGCAGUCAAUGGGACAAUCAAUCUGGCGUCUUGGCUUGCCGGAGGAGGAAUUUUGUUUGUCAGCGGACUGCGUGGAGGCUGCCUCCCGUAUCAACAGUAUGAUCGACUACAAAGUUUCCCCCUGUGACAAUCUCUACCAGUUCGCCUGUGGAAAGUGGCUGAAAGAUUCCAUCAUACCCAGCGAUCAGGCUUCAAUUGGAACAUUUUACAGCCUGCUUGAACGUACACAGGUUAUUCUGAAAAAUUUAUUGGAAGAACCUUAUAGACCUACAGAAUUGCCUAGCAUGAAAAAAGCCAAAGAUUUGUUUGCUUCCUGCGUGAAUACAGAUUUAAACACUGCUAGAUCUGACCAGCCUCUGAGGGCAAUCAUAGAAACAGAGUUUGGCAGUUUUCCCAUCAUUAACGCUUCGUGGGUGGAAGAGAGUUUCGACUUUGAGCGCAUGAUACUGGCGAUGCAAAGACGAUAUUUGAGCGUCAUUUUCAGCGUCUACGUGGAUGAAGAUUAUAACAACACAGCUAUCAACAUGUUGAUGAUAGACCAGGCCGGUUUGGGAAUGACAAAGUCCUACUAUCUGAGAGAGAGGAACAGCCCAUUCAUCGUGGCCUAUGAGAACUAUCUGUACGGGAUGGGCUCCCUGCUGGGGUUUGCUGACGUCUCCAGUGCCAGGAGGGAUGUGGCGGAUGUUGUGGACUUUGAGAUUCAGUUGGCCAAAAUAUCGGUUCCAUCUGACAAACUUCGAUACUUUGACCAGUAUUACCACCCUACAACUCUGGGCCAGAUACAAGCCACAUAUGGACAGAUAAUGAACUGGACACAUUUCUUCCAAACUUUGCUGAGUGACCCUCACAUUGGUAUCACGGACAUUGACGAGAGUGAGAGGGUCAACAACUAUGUGCCAGCAUAUUUUGACAGGCUGGUGGGUGUGCUAAACCAGACGUCAAAACGGACCAUAGCAAACUACAUUUUGUUUAAAUUCAUGCUCUCUGUAAACAAGCUGAUGGGAGAGAAGUACCUGUCACUAUACUACGAUUACCAAAAAGUGAUGACAGGACUAGCCACUCGACCACCUGUCUUCAAAGGUUGUGUAUCAACGGUCAACAGCUUCAUUGGCAUGCCAUUGGCCAAAAUGUUUGUCAGGGAUUACUUUGAUGAUGAAAUGAAGGAAAUGCUUCUGACCAUGGGGAAAAAUAUUCAAAGCACAUUUCAAGACGUUCUCGAUGAAGCUGAUUGGAUGGAUGAACAAACUAGGCAACGUGCAAAAGAAAAAAACGACUUCAUUAAGUUUGUCAUUGGCUACCCAGAUGAGUUAAUGAACGACACGUUUAUUGAAAUGAAGUACAUGAACUUUACCUGCAAGAACUCGACCUACUCUGUAAAAUGUCCUAGUUUACCUACAAGAACAUGA
Molecule: messenger RNA, 1494 nt
Organism: Physella acuta
Lineage: Eukaryota; Metazoa; Mollusca; Gastropoda; Physidae
Product: neprilysin-4-like
Biological process (GO): protein processing
Cellular component (GO): plasma membrane
Molecular function (GO): metalloendopeptidase activity
Source: RefSeq, a predicted model, not a curated record